AUGUCGGACGACCAGAACAUGCUCUUAUUGCGCAGCGAUCUGCACCAUCUCUUUGACACGCGGCGCAUUGCCUUGAUCCCGAAACAGAUCGAUCUCGACACAUCCCGGCCUCCCCAACUGCUUGUCCAUGUUCUGGAGCCAAGCAACUCAGCGCAACUUGUCCCACUGUUUGCUUGGUCCCUCUUUACUGACGAGCGCAUCCCAUUUGUAUCAUGGCCCGGUAUGUUCAAUAUUCUUUUAUGGAACAAAAUUACAAAUUCGGUUGAAACGCGGGUUUGUACGAGUAAAGACGUCUCUUCGUUCUCCCAAGUAUUUGACCCAUCAACAAGGUCUCAAAGCCGGAGUGUCAGCCCCAAAAAGAGACAGAUGACGGAUGCUUCGGAGUGGGGUGAUAUUCAUUCAGAUGGGGAAGACACCUUGGGUGACGACGGAUGUUUCGGUGAUUCAUCUUUCGAUCAGGACGAGUCGCUGAGAGGCCGGCCAUUGUUCCGGAGGCCCGUGGCGCCGCUUCAUUGA
Pyricularia pennisetigena is the source of this 516-nucleotide messenger RNA. RefSeq lists its product as uncharacterized. The record is from RefSeq and is a predicted model, not a curated record. Lineage: Eukaryota; Fungi; Ascomycota; Sordariomycetes; Magnaporthales; Pyriculariaceae. The coding region runs from base 1 to 516 and encodes 171 amino acids. The transcript has 2 exons.